GGCUUGAAAAUGGAUGAUCCAUACCAUAUAAUUAGGGUUGAGAGUAUUGAACUGAGACCAUGCAUGUAAUAAUCUUUCUCAUAAGAAAAAUCGAGUAAAUGAAUAAUAUAAUGAAUUAGAGCGUAGAGAUUCUCAUUUUCCAUCACGGGAAAUCCUAUAAAUGGGGAGUCAAAUCGAAGGCUAAUCACGAAGGGGUCAGAGAUUUUGGAGUAAUUAAGCAAGAAGAAGAGAGAUCAGGAUGGGGCUGUUGGCGAAGAAGAGCAGCAGCAAUAAUGGCGGUCUCUUAGCCAUCUUUCUGGUCUUUGCUGCUUCUGGGCUUGUGCAGGUCGUCUAUGGGGCUCUCGUGGCUUGCCCCUACCAGCGGAGUCCAUGCUUUCGCAAGAAAAUGUCCUGCCCUGAUGAGUGCCCGACAAAUGCCCCAACCAACCCGAAAGCGAAGGUCUGCUAUGUUAACUGCAACUCUCCCAUCUGCAAGCCCGAGUGCAGAAAUAGGAAGCCCAACUGCAAUGCCCCUGGAGCUGCGUGCCUGGACCCGAGAUUCAUCGGCGGGGAUGGCAUAGUCUUCUACUUCCAUGGCAAGAGCAAGGAGCACUUCAGCCUAGUCUCUGACCCGAACCUCCAAAUCAACGCCCGUUUCAUUGGUCUCAGGCCUGUGGGCCGAACCCGGGACUUCACCUGGAUCCAGGCCCUCGGGCUCCUCUUUGGUUCCAAGAGCUUCUCCCUUGAGGCCACCCGGGCCGCUGCGUGGGACCCAGAGAUUGACCACCUGAGGUUCUCUUACAACGGCGAGGAGCUGGCAAUACCCGAAGGCAUGCUCUCGGCAUGGGAGUCCCCGGAUGGCAGCCUCCGAGUGGAGAGGAGCUCCGACAAGAACAGUGCCACUGUGACCAUCCGGUCUAUCGCAGAGAUCUCGAUCAAUGUUGUACCGGUAACGAAAGAGGACGAUCGCAUCCACAACUACCGGCUCCCAUCCGAUGACUGCUUUGCCCACUUGGAGGUGCAGUUCAGGUUCUAUGGCCUGUUACCCGAAGUCGACGGGGUGCUUGGGCGGACCUACAGGCCGGACUUCGAGAACCCGGCAAAGCCUGGUGUGGCAAUGCCCAUGGUUGGAGGGGAGGACAAGUUCAGGACGACAUCCCUUUUGGCGGCUGAUUGUGCCACUUGUAUCUUCUCGCCGGUCGCGGUAACACGUGGCCAGCAGGGUUUGGCGGUGGUGGAUUAUGGCACUCUAGACUGCACCGGUGGGGCCACCAGUGGGAAUGGCAUAGUGUGCAGGAGAUAAAUCAUUUUAGGGAAAAUUAAUAACAUUUGAAGCUACUAAUCGUCCAUAUCGAAUUAUAUCGUCAUUUAAAUUGAAAUGAUUCCAAACCAUUAUAAAUCAGGGCUAGUCCUGGUAUUAUUUCGAAUUUCCAUUUUUCGAGAAAAAUAGGGAUUCAUUAAGUCGAGAAUCUGUUUUAUUAGGAGUCAAUUAAUGUGUGAUUAUAAGCGAUAAAUUGGAUUGUUUAGUCUUUCAAUUUUAUGCGGUGUAAACCCCGGCAUCCAAAAG
Molecule: messenger RNA, 1546 nt
Organism: Punica granatum (pomegranate)
Lineage: Eukaryota; Viridiplantae; Streptophyta; Magnoliopsida; Myrtales; Lythraceae
Source: RefSeq, a predicted model, not a curated record